Panicum hallii is the source of this 1755-nucleotide messenger RNA. RefSeq names its product zinc finger MYM-type protein 1-like. The record is from RefSeq and is a predicted model, not a curated record. The coding region runs from base 106 to 1755 and encodes 549 amino acids. Lineage: Eukaryota; Viridiplantae; Streptophyta; Magnoliopsida; Poales; Poaceae. The transcript is spliced from 5 exons.
CGCUUCCAGGGAGGACCGGACGAGCCUACCAAGGCUGCUAUUUGCAGUGCAUCAAAAACAUCUCUAUAAGCCCCGCGCGCCGCCCCGGAUCAGAAAGUAAUUAGCAUGUUGCCACUCGAUGGUGAUGCUUCCAAUCCAAGCUCUAGCAGAAAAGGGAAAAGAAAGGCACAAGAAAGAGAUCUAAAGAGCUAUUUUAGUCCAUUCGUAUCCAGUAGCAUAAACCCAAGCACUCAUGGAAGUGAAGUUGGUAAUGCCAUAAUAGAGGAGGAAGAGGUGGUGGAAACUCAUUUGGAGGACACCAAUACCAUAGACCAACAGCCAGGUAGCAAUGAAAAUGAUCAAAAUGAUCAAGGUACAAUAACUGAGUUCAAUCCGGAUUAUAUCAUUUCUGAUCCGGGGCUUCGGAUUCCAAUUGAGCAAUUUAGUCCUAAUAUUAGAGAUGAAAUUAGGAGGGCUUUCAUGGAACGAGGUCCAACUCAACCUAGUAGUCAUGUUUUUCCUAGAGGACAAGAUAAAAGGCGCUUUCGAAAAGAAUGGUUUGAGAAAUAUAAUUGGCUGGAAUAUAGCUUGGUGAAUGAUAAGGCUUAUUGCUUUUGUUGUUAUCUUUUUAGAAGAGUUGGUGUAGAUGAUGAUAAAUUUGGUUAUGAGGCAUUUACAAAAGAAGGCUUUAGGCAAUGGAAGAAUGCCUACUUAGCACUCCCUAAACAUGUUGGUGGCCCUAAUAGUGCUCAUAAUAGAUCAAGAGCGGCAUUUGAUGAUUUUGAUAAUCAAAGGGCAAGUGUAAAGGAGAAAAUUGUAGUUCAUACCAAAGAGGCACAAAAGAAGUAUGAAACCCGUGUAGAUACAUCUUUGGCUAUUGUAAGUUAUAUUGCCUUGCAAGGUGAACCGUUCCGUGGACAUGAUGAAUCAGAAACUUCAUUGAACAAAGGCAACUUUCUAGAAUUUCUUGAUUGGUACAAACUAAGAAAUGAGGAAGUGAGGCAGGCAUUUGAAUUUGCUUGUCCUAAAAAUGCUAAAAUGACUUCUGGAACAAUUCAGAAAGAACUUGCCGAGUGUUGUGCUCAAGCGGUUACCAAAGUCAUAAAAGAAGAGAUGAGUGGUUGUUUAUUCUCUAUUCUUGUUGAUGAAUCUCGUGAUAUAUCAGUCAAAGAGCAAAUGGCCAUAAUAGUCAGGUAUGUGAAUAAAAAGGGGCAAGUAGUUGAAAGAUUUUUGGGUAUCAAGCAUGUCAAGCUAACUACAUCAGAAGCAUUAAAGAGAGCAAUAGUGGAGGUUCUUAGUGCCCAUGGUUUAACUAUUGCAAAAAUACGAGGCCAAGGGUAUGAUGGAGCUUCUAAUAUGAGAGGUGAAUUCAAUGGUGUUCAAAAACUAAUUCGUGAUGAGAACCCAUAUGCUUUUUAUAUCCAUUGCUUUGCUCACCAAUUGCAGUUGGUAGUUGUUUCGGUUUCAAAGUGUUGUUCAUCUAUAGAGGAUUUCUUUGACUAUGUGGAUAUGAUUGUGAGCAGCACUAGUGCAUCUUGUAAGAGGAAGGAUUUAUUGAUUGAUAGUCAUCAUACAAUUGUUUUGAAUAAGUUGGACAGUGGAGAUAUUUUAUCAGGUAGAGGACAAAAUCAAGAAACAUCAUUGUCUAGGCCUGGAGAUACAAGAUGGGGAUCUCACUACAGGACAUUGCUUCGUAUUGAAACAAUGUGGGACUCAAUAAUAGAAGUUCUGCAAGUGGUGCAUGAUGAGGAACAAGAAGGAUCAAAAUAUUGUUGA